GUUAAAUUUGAAUGCAUGUUUUUUGGGAAAGUAAUGGUGAAGAUGUUGCUGGUCUGUGUCCUCCUUAUAAGCCUAAUGAUUGUGGCUUCUGGAUCUAGUUCAAUUGGUUCAAAUUCCGAAUCGUUAAUGUCCUGUUCAAAAUUUCAUUUUGAAGAAAAGGUUUUAGAAAAACUUGUACGUUUGGAACAUAAAAUGGACUUGAAUAAAGAAAAGUUGAAAAAGUGGGAAAAAACAUUUUCCUAUAAAUUGGAAAAAAUGGAUGAAGCCAUUAAACAAACAGAGAUAUUUGUAAAGUCAAUGCGAGAUAUCCAAUUACAGGAACAAUUACGACAUAACGAUUCAUACCACGAAAUUGUCGAACGCUUUAAGAUUCAAUCGAAAAAUGAAACUGAAUAUCACGGAGAACAGAUAAAUACUAUGUUAGAAUCUCUGUCUUCGAAAAUAGAAGAAUUAAUUGUCGCCGAAAAAAACAGAAACAAUGCUAUGGAAUUAAUGCAGAAUACUCUUCACCAAGAGCAAAAGCGAUUUAAUCAAUCAUUUGAUCUCACCUUGCAAAACUUCCGACUCUCCUCCAAUGGAACAGUUCACCAACUGAUUGAAAAGCAGCAGAAAGAUUACGAGGCAUUGGUGAAAAAACAAAGCACUGUGGCAUUCUCGGCUUAUACAACACAUUCACAGUAUUUUUCAAGUCGUACAAAUGUCAAGUUUGAGAAGGUCUGGACUAACAUAGGGAAUGGAUAUGAUCCAAGUACCGGGAUAUUUACUGCUCCACGGCAAGGCGUCUAUCAUAUUUCCGCAGCUGUUAUAUCUGCGAAUGGUAAAAGCCUUUAUCUCCAGGUCAAACACAACAGUGAAUAUACAGCAGGAAGUUAUGUAACGGGCGAUGGCCAUAAGACCGGAACAUUUGAUGUUGUAUUUAGUCUACAGAAAGGUGACAAAAUAUCUGUUGAAAAUAUGGGAGGUUAUACUGUGUACAGUAACACUAAUAGAUAUACUACAUUUUCUGGACAUCGUAUCGUAUAACAUGAUGCAGCUGGACCUUUCUUGAUACAGUUUUUCCCAAUUGAGUAAUAAUAUGUAUAUGUAAUAUACAUAUAGUACGCUGA
Messenger RNA from Mytilus californianus (California mussel), 1106 nucleotides. Its product is annotated as multimerin-2-like. The coding region runs from base 16 to 1023 and encodes 335 amino acids. The transcript has 2 exons. NCBI's taxonomy places the organism in Eukaryota, Metazoa, Mollusca, Bivalvia, Mytilida, Mytilidae. Gene Ontology annotation, molecular function: protein binding. The record is from RefSeq and is a predicted model, not a curated record.